Messenger RNA from Thyridium curvatum, 1545 nucleotides. RefSeq lists its product as uncharacterized. The transcript has a single exon. Lineage: Eukaryota; Fungi; Ascomycota; Sordariomycetes; Thyridiales; Thyridiaceae. Bases 1 to 1545 code for a protein of 514 amino acids. The record is from RefSeq and is a predicted model, not a curated record. Gene Ontology annotation, biological process: protein modification process. Gene Ontology annotation, cellular component: P-body.
AUGCAUGCGUACGUCCGAAGCGCCAACUCCUGGCUGGAUGAACACAUCAGGGCUUAUAUCCAAAAGCACAUCCCAGACGUAACCUUCAUCCACGAUGUCGCGGACCUGCAACCCGGCAUUAAGAAGAUCUUUCAGUAUGCCGAUGGAUGGGAGCUCAACCAGCACUUUGCCGUCCUGAAUGCCUCGGAAUACGGCCUGAUCAACGCCUACCCCAGCAGCGACGCCCUGGCCCGCAAAGACUUGUUGGCGCAGGUCGUGGACUACUGGUCAGCCAAGAGGCCCGACACCAUUCUCCGGACGCACUCACCCCAGACGAUCCGAUUGACCCUCGACUAUGCCGAGUACGUGGAUGACGCGCUCAUGGCGGCCGACGACUUGACUCUGUACUACUCGCUGCAGGAGAAUGAGGACAAGGACCCUUCCGAGCGCGAGUGGUGGAUUCUCAAGGCCGCUUUGUGCGAUUGUGGUGCCGGAAUUCGGAUCUUUAGUACCAUGGAAGAGCUCGCCAACAACUUGGAGCUUGUCGAGUUCGCCGACGACACCACCGAGGAAUACACUGGCGAGGAGGAGGCGGAGGAGAAGGCUUCCAAGGGCCCUGAGGCAUCCGCGAAAGACGACGAGCAGUUGACCAAUGGCCACAAGGACGGGCAGAAUGGGGAUGACACUCCCGAGACCGAGGGCGAAGCAGACAGCUUCAAGCCAAAUUUGUCCAUCCCCGGCCUGAGCUCUCUCGACGCCCUGGUCACCGCCUCUGGCAAACUGUCUCUCGAAGCAACGGCCGAGCAGCAGCAGGAACCCGCCCAGAAGAGCAAGGAGGGCAAGAUCAGGUACACCUUCAAGGAGGACGAGCGCAUCCCCUCGGCCCAGCUGCGCGAGUUCGUCGCACAGCGGUACAUCGUCCGCGUCCCCACCAUCGAGAAGCGCAAGUGGCACGUCCGCGCCUACGUGCUCUCGGUGGGCCGGCUCAAGGUGCACGUCUUCCGCGAGUGCCUCGCUCUGCUCGCGCUCAAGGACUACGAGCCGCCCUGGGAGAACCCGUCGCUGACCUCGUCGCUGACCAACACGUCGCUGCAGGAGGAGGACGAGUUCAUCGCCAACAACUCGAUGCGCGACUUCUGGGCCGACUUCCCGGACGACAUGGUGCCCGCGCUGGGCGCGCAGUGGAAGGAGCGCGUGUUUGAGCAGAUGUGCUCCAUCUCGUCCGAGACGUUCCGCGCCGCCGCGUACACCAUGGGCGACCGGUUCACGCCGCUCGACAAGUGCUUCGAGCUGUUCGCGCUCGACUUCCUCGUCGACGACGACGGCGUCGCGUGGCUGCUCGAGGUCAACGAGACGCCCGCCUUUUACGAGCACGGCGUCGCGGGACCCAUGGCCAAGCGCCUCAUGGAGUCGGUCAUCUGCCUGGCCAUGGAGCACCUGGGCGCCGCGCAGAAGUGGGACCAGAGGAACGCCGAAGUGAGGGCGCGGAUGGUGGAGGUGCUUGAUGAGACGUCUACUUUGGCCAAGAGCAAUAUCAGGGAGAUUGUUCCGGAGGAUUGGAAGUAG